GGGCACGGACCAUGAAAUGCUCCCAGCCGCCUCGACCGCCUGCAAUAUAAUUUUCUGAAGCACUCAACCACCCACGCAACAAGCAGGCCUGGCAAACAAACCAACGCCCUUUCUCGGCAACACCGCUGCUUUUGUGCAGAACCUGCGGUUGUCUCUGCCGAACGCAGCAGCGCCGCCGGACUCGUUGUUGUUUUUUUGCUUUACGAUAUCGACCGCCGAGUGGUUAAUGGUCGUGUGUGUUUUGCCUUGCAGCCGCUGUUUCUGCAUUUUCGGGGUUGGCCCUUGCGCAAGGUCCUCAUUCUCCGUCAGUUGUUCCGUCAUCGCCUCUCAACCUCAUUCUCCCCACGCGACCUGCCCGGGUGAAACAACGGUGCUACCAACUGGUGCUGCGCUCUUGAACAUCGCGCCGUCCUACAGUGAUCCAAAACCCCGAUCGCGACAACGACCGUUACCAUGUCUAACUACGGCAUGCCUGGCGGCGGUGGCGCUGCUGGCGCUGGCGACUCGGACGCAAACCCAAAGUUCGAAUCGCUGCUCGCGCAGCUCCGCCUCCAGUCGUCGCCCAGCCCUGGCCCUAGCGCAGGUUCUGCGCCCGAAUAUUCCGGCCAGUUCAACUACCACCACGGCAGCCAGUCCUUUUAUGGUCAUCAUUCAAAUUCUGACUCGCCUAACCUACCGAGCCAUGCUCAGAACGCCAUGGAUUCGCCCGCGUUUCUGCCCGAAGCUCCCACGCCGCCCGUCGGUUUUGGCCACUCCCAGUUCCCCCCGGGAAUGAUGAAUCAGAUGGGUGCCGCUCGCGGUGGCGGGGCUGGCGGGGGGGACGGCCGGACCGCGCAUUUGCUGAACCUACUCAAGUACAACAGCCAGAAUGGCCCUGCGAACCCGCACCAACCGUCAUCUCGAGAGCUGCCAAUGAAUUUUGCGCCAGCGCCAAUCGCACCUCCCGUCAUCCACGCGCCCGCUCCGGCCGCCGCCGAUCCCACAGGCUUGCUCGCUGCCCUUAUGAAGGGCAACUUACAGUCCGAUUCCGGCAAGCCCGAGCCCAGCCCACCGUCCUGGAAUCAGGCCGAGCCCCCGUCCGGCACGCAACAAUACCUGCUUAACCUCCUUAACAGGCCAAAGCCCAGCCAGCACGACGGGGCGGACCCCGCAGAAUCCAGCCUACUGACCCCGCCACCUGCUACCGAUGACCCAAAGGACAACGAGAGCUCGCAUGGCGGCCGCUCCGCCGAGCCGACCCUUGUGGGCACCCUAGCCUCGCGCUCCGAGUUCGAUUUCGAGCCCAAGAACACCGAGUCUCCGCCCCCCAAGUUUGACUCGACCCCGCAUUCACAGCACUCGCAGCAGUCCAGCUCAAGGCAGCCCGGUAUUCUUGGCUACUCGGACCAUUUCGACGGCCUCUCAGCGUCGUCUCCAGUCCAUCGGACACCGAAAUCUUCCACCACCCCCGGAGCUUCCGGUUCGGCUGCUGGCAGCAGCCACCCUGCUCCUGUUCCGACCCAGAUCCUGAAGAACCCCGAACCUACCCAACCGUCGCAUGAACAGAAGCGUCCAGCCAGCGACCGCGGCUCGAUCGACAGUCCCGAGCACGCCAGGCGCAAACUUGAGCACCCCGUGUCCCCGCUGUCGCAGGCCCACGCCGCCUGGUCUGCUGGCAACACUGUUUCGCCUGUGUCAAACCUCGGCGGCGCUUCGCCCCAUGCAGCAGCUCCCCUUGCCGGUCGGGCCCCCAGUGAAGAGAAGAAAGAGAGUGUGGCGGACGCCGUCAGCGGGCUUGCCGAGCAGGCCGACCGAGAAGCCAGGGAGGCGUUGACCCGGGCUGAACAAGAGCAGGCCGAAGUUGACACGGCCCAUAUCCCAGAGCACGCGGCUAGCGCUAGAAAUGAGGAAGGAUCCUCUCACUCGGCUCGAACCGCCUCUCCGGCUACCAACAAGGAGCGCGCUGAGGAAGAGGACAAGGCCUUCCUCGACUCUUCGCUGGCGCAAGACUUCGCCCAGGAGCCCAGGGACAGUGGAGAUGACACAGCACCGGCGGCUCAGGGCCCUGUAGCUGACAGCUGGGAGAGCGCCGAGGCCGAGGAGAUCGUGGUGAUCGAAGAGACGGCCGCCCCUGUCAAGGUGUACAACUUCCCCAUGAAGCCCUGGAUCACCAUCAGCCUGCAAGAGAUCAACGAGUCUCGCCCGGUGUUCCGUGAGGAGGCUAUUCUCGACAUCGCACGCCUCAAGAAAGACUUCGAUCAAAUUGACCGUAACCUGGUUUCGGCCUCCGAGACCUACAUGGCCUACGGAAUGUCCAAGGCUGGCGGCCUUCGGGUAAUCAGACAAGAGGACGGCAAAGACGCCAAGCUCUUCACCGACACCAAGGAUCGUAUCUUCAACGUCGCCAUCUCAACCUCGCCAUCCCACCACCAUCCGAAGGAGGCUAUCAUCGGCACCGGCGUCAGCGGAACGGUGUACUGGGUUCAGCUCAAAAACGGCGACCGGGACCACCUAGAGGACACCCAUCCGGAGCAAUACGGCUUUGCGCUUCCCCCCAUCUCGGCUCAGGAGGGCGGCGAUGCUCCCGGCGGUGUUCUCAAGACGCGCGCUCGGCCCUCUGCCAUGCACCCCGACUUCUUCGCCGUCGGCAGGGGCAAGUCAAUCAACAUUGUCUGGCCCGCUUUCGUGUUCGAGAACGACCUCUUCAAGAACGGGCACGACCGCGUUGUCGAUACCGAGAAGCUCCUGAAGCAGUGUUCGCUGAAGAUCAACACCGGUAAGGCUGGUAAGGACUUCACUUUCAGCCAGGACGAUACGCUCGUUGUCUCAUUGGACAAGUCUGGGCGGGUGAAGUUCUGGGAUGUCCGCGACUUGACGGCCAUCAAGGAGGGUUCAGACCCUCUGCAUCCCAUGCCGGCGCGGACAUCGCUGGAGGUCAAGGAGCCGCUCAUGACCCUGACUACCACGCCCGAGGGCGAAAAGGCGUGGCCUACCUCAGUGUUGCUGCUGGAUAAGUUCCGACCGUACCAGAAGCGUGCCGCCUUGAGGUACAUGAUUGUGGGCAUGAAGCAGAACCACACCCUCCAGCUUUGGGAUCUCGCGCUGGGCAAGCCGGUGCAGGAGUUCAACUUCCCGCACAACAAGGAGUCCGACGCUGUAUGCAGCGUCAUGUACCACGCGCCUUCCAGCAUGAUUAUCGUCGGCCAUCCUACCCGCAACUCGAUUUACUUCCUCCACCUCUCGGCUCCUAAAUAUUCGCUGAAGAACCUAUCACAAGUCGACUACAUCCAGCGACUCGUCGCUCAGGAUCCGUCAAUCCCGCAGCCUGAGUCAACUGCCGUCAUUAGUGGUAUUCGGGAGUACUCGUUGGCCAACAAAGGCAUGCUACGCAGCCUCAACAUCCUCGAAAACCCCGCGGCCUCAGGCGAUGGGGACGAGCCGACGCUCUUCGAGCUGUAUGCCAUGCAUUCCAAGGGUGUCACCUGUCUGUUCAUCAAGCAGUCCGAGCUGGGUUGGACGAAGGAUAACAAGGUACUUGCUUCCGCCGAUGCUGUGGAGGCUGGUCUGGCCAAAAUCUCGAAGCUGGUAGCCCCGCCUCCGCCCCAGGCCGCUGAGGCACCGCAUACCAACAUGACCGGCGAUGCUCUCGCAGCCCCGCAGAUUCGGAUCGCCACCCGCGGCGCCAAGGACGUCGUGCCUAAGAUUGCGUCGCCCCAGGUCGACGAAAAGAAGGGUUCAGAAUCCAUGACUCCGCCAAAGUUUGAGCGAAAGGACGAGGUUGAGACACCUGGGCCUGCCCCGGAGAAGAAUGAGAAGAAGGGUCGGAAGAAGAAGGCCACUGCUGCUGCUGCCGCCGCCGCCGCUGCUGCUGCUGCGGCUAGCGACCACCCGGCUUCAAAUGGCACUAUGGAAAUCAAUCGGGCGCCCUCGCAAACCAAGGGCAACAAACCUUCCCGCCACGCUGAUGCUACUUCGGACGCGGCGUCAAGCAAACCAUCCGCCGAUCUCGCAUUCACUUCCAAUCCGGCUUUCCAAGAGCAACUCGACGCCGUGGUUGGCAAAAUGGAGUCGCGCAUUGUUUCCAACCUCUCCGGGCGCUUCGACGCCGUCUUCAACGAGAUUCUGAAGCAAAUGCAGAGCUUUCAGGACAACCGCGACUCGGCCUUUGCCAGCAAUCAGUCAGCGCUGCUGCAGAUGGUGGCAGACGUCCUCAAUGACAACACCGAGGCGGUCCUGAAGAACCUGAUCAUCACUGAGAUCAACAAUAACGUCAUCCCGUCCGUUCGCAGCGCUAUCGACAGCUCGGUGUCCGAGCAGCUUAGCGCCAAGUCGACCGCCCAGGUCAAUGCCGUACAAAGGGAAAUCCAGAGGCUCCUUCCCAGCGCUGUCAACCAGGCCAUGCUGAAGCCAGACUUCAUCAAGCCAGUUUCGGACAAGGUUUCGCAUAACGUCAAUGCCCAACUGGAGGGCCAAAUUGCCAAGUCGCUCAGUGCUCUCACGCCCGCCAUUGCCAAUACGACGGCUCAAAGUGUGCAUCAACGCAUCGUUGAAGAUGUCGGUAGCCGGAUCAGCGAUGCCUUUGAGCAACUUGACGAACGCCGCCGCAAUGAAGACGCCAAGCUCGACCGGCUCAUUGCCCAGACGGAGGACCUCUCCAGUGCGAUCUCGUCCUUGGCCGCGUCUCACACGCAGAUGCAGCACGACCUUGCCGCCCUUAAGCAACAGAUGCACGACCAAAGCCGCGAGAGGGCCUCGACCGCCGAAGAACACGCGCGCAGCCACACUCAUUCCCACAGUGCCGCUGGCUCCCACGGCCUACCCAGCGCUAGUUCUCGAGAAUUGGUCAACUACCCAUCCCAGCACCAGCAGCACCAGCAGCACCAGCAGCACCAGCAGCAACACCAGCAGCAGCACCAAUCCCCCGCGCACCAGCAGCCAGUGCAAGCCCCGUACUCGCACCAACAGCAACAACAACAGCAGCAGCAGCAGCAUCAGCAGCAGCAUCAGCCUCGAUUCGGCAAUCAGGAGGGUCAGGUUGUGUUCGCCCCACUCAGCCGUGAAGAGCGCCAAAAGCUGGAGCUUGAUAAUUUAGUUGAGGUGAUCGAUGGCCUGAUGCGAUCUUCCAACUACGACGAGGCAAUGCUGCGCUGGCUACAGUCGGGUGACAAGGCGGAGGAGAUCUUCCAGCAGGUGCUCUCUAGCUACAACCCAAUCUUCGUGCAGGAUCUCCAGCCUCUUCUCUUACUCUCGGUCGGCGCCACCGUCUCGGUUGACCUGAGUCGCAGCUCGCAGAAGCUGAUGAAGAAGGUUAACCUCUUAGAGGUCGUGGUCUAUGCAUUCAACCAGAACCUAGGGACCUUGGAUGAUCAAGUCCGGGAAGUCACACCCAAAAUCAUGACGCUCCUAAAAACGCGGAUCGAACAGCUCUUCCUCGAGAUCAGCCGCAUCGCGCCGCACGAUCCAGCGCUGAAGACGCUUUCCAACAUGAGUCAGGUUGCCGGACGCGUUGCCGAGAACGUGCAAAUGCGCCACAGCUCUAUGCACGCACCCGGCCACAUGGGCGCUCCCUACUAAAUAAUGACAACAACCACUAAAUGGUAAUGGGCAAUAUGCCUCUCGGGGCGGUCACGGUGGCUAGUAUUGAUUGAUACCCCGGGCGAGCGCGGCGGUUCUCGGGUGGCAGCUUGGGACAUUCGGGGUAGGGUGGCUAGUUUCAUUACGUCGGCUGGUAUUUUUCUUUCCUUGGUGGUGUCCGUGGGCCGGUUUUUUUGCGCGUCGGGCAACUACACCCCGAAAGGAACGCGGGUUCUGCCCGCCAUCUUGCUCGUUGGUUGGUAAACUGGACUUCCGGCAUCACGCUAAGGUGUCUGGAGGGUCUGGGGGGUCUGGCGCGCUGUGAAUUUUCGUGUAUGUACAAAUACUAUGCUUUGGUUUUCAGAUG
Chaetomium fimeti is the source of this 5920-nucleotide messenger RNA. RefSeq lists its product as uncharacterized. Gene Ontology annotation, cellular component: P-body. The transcript is spliced from 2 exons. Lineage: Eukaryota; Fungi; Ascomycota; Sordariomycetes; Sordariales; Chaetomiaceae. Gene Ontology annotation, molecular function: protein binding. Gene Ontology annotation, biological process: deadenylation-independent decapping of nuclear-transcribed mRNA. The coding region runs from base 454 to 5553 and encodes 1699 amino acids. The record is from RefSeq and is a predicted model, not a curated record.